Messenger RNA from Rotaria sordida, 2544 nucleotides. Lineage: Eukaryota; Metazoa; Rotifera; Eurotatoria; Philodinida; Philodinidae. The record is from the annotation of a GenBank genome assembly.
AUGGCAUCUGAUGCAAAAGCAGCUGGUAGUAUGGUGACAAAAGAAAUCGAAUCUCGACUUAAAGAAACACCUGAACAUUUGUUUGAAGUUUUUCUUGAGAUUCGUGAACCAGUUGAUAAUGAAAAACCGAAAGUCUUAAUAAAAUAUCCAAAUGAUUUUUCUGAUGAUGGUCUUCAAAAUGUAACAAAUUUUGCUUAUCCAUGCAAAACACCAUUAGAUGAACAAAGUGAACAUUUUGCAUUUGUCAUACUUGAUACAACCGGUACUCUAUUUCGUUUUGGUUAUUGUCGACGAUCGAAUCGUGAAUCUACAUGUUUAUGUAUUAUCAGUUUUUAUCCAUGGUUUGAAAUAUUCUAUAAUAUUUUAAAUGAUUUAUCUCAAAUAAUUAAUUCAAAAUCAUUAAAGGAUUCUUCUCAGUCAUCGAUUUUAACUGCCGAUAUGGAACAAUUCUUAUCAUCAUUAUAUAAUUAUAAAUUAAUGUCAAAUGAGGAAUUUUAUAAAAAUGAAGGAAAAGAAAUUAUUGAAAUAAAUACUCUUUCGAAAAGUUAUACGUAUACUCGAUCUGAUCCGCGAAAACUGCCUUCAAUGUUAUCUAGUCGUAAUUUCACUGUUAUGGUUUCACGAUUGGGUCCAGAAAUAAUGUUACGUCUUUUUUCACAUUUACUUUUCGAACGACGUCUUCUUUUUGUUUCAUCGAAACUUUUCCAUUUAACUGCAUGUGCAUAUGGAUGUUCACAUUUAAUUUAUCCAAUGCAUUGGCAAAGUAUAUUUUUACCAAUACUUCCUUCAUCAAUGACAUGGACUGCACAAUGUACUGCACCAUAUAUAAUUGGUAUGCAUUCAAGUGUAUUUUCAACAUUAAAUAUGGAUGAAUUAGGUGAUGUUGUAAUUGUUAAAAUUGAUGAACGAAAAAUUGAAUCACAAUAUGAUGAUCUUAAUAAUUUUCCUAAACAUUUAAUUCGAAGUAUGAAAAAAGGUAUUCAACAAUCAUCACAAUUAGCUGGAGAUCAUUUAGCAAGAAUUUUUCUUCGAGCUAUGGCAUUUUCUGUUGGUAAUUAUGCAAAUGGUUUUAUAAUUAAAAAUGAUAAAUCAGAUUUUGAUCGAGAUCGUUAUCUUGAACCAUAUCUUGGAUCUCAUGUACAUUCAUUUAUGUCUGCUGUUGCUCAUACACAAAUGUUUGAACAAUUUUCACGAUAUCGAACUUAUGCACAACUUCAACGUGAAACUGAUGUCGAUGAAUUUGAUCUUGAAGUUAAGAAUUUACAAAAACUUCAACAAUCAAAAAAAUUCAAAACAAAUAAAAAAAUUUAUAAACUAUUAGAAAAAUAUGUAAAAGAUGGCACAAUAAUAGACAGUAAUAUUAAUAUACAAAAAGUUGAUACAAAAGCAAAAAAGCGAAAAUCACUUAUCGAUACAAGAGAUGAAAGAAAUAAGGCAGCAAAUCCAUUAAUUGAACAAGUUCAAAAUAAAAGUGAAAAAUUUCAAACAGCUAUUAAUAAAGCUGGACAACGUGUUGCUAGUGAAGCAUCAUCAGUAAGAAAUAAUUUAACAUCAUUCGAUCUUAAUGAUGUUAUUAAACGAGUAAAUACUUCUAAAAUUCGUGAUCCUAUUGCAUUAAAUUAUGCUCGUGAAAUAAAAUCAAUUCAUCAAUCAAGUUCACCUGAUUUACUCAAUGAAAAAUCUAUUCCUUAUGGACAAAUGCGUUCAAAAGAAGAUAUUUUCUCUUCGGAACCACGAUUAAUUAAUCAAGAUCAAAUAUCAUCUUCAUCAUCGUCAUCAUCACCUUCAUCAACACCUGAACUUGAACGACAUAGAAGUAAUCCAUUAAUAAAUUUAGAGAUUGAUGAUAAUGAUAAUCCAUUAUUACCAUCUCCUAUUACUCUAAAUGUAAUUAAUACUUCUGUAACAUCACCAAUUCAACGUCAAACUCCUCAAAUUGAUUCAAAAAUCAAACAAUUACAAGAUGAACUUCAAUAUAAAGUUCAAACAUUUGAUAAUAAACGUAUUGAUCCUCGUAAUGAAUAUGGACAACAACAACAACAAAAAGAAAUAAAAAAACUUGUUGAACAAUUUGAUCCACUUGAUGAUUCAAAUAAAAUAAAAACAAAUUCAAAUGAAUAUUUUUCUACAAUACCUAUUCAUUUUCGUUCGGAUGAUAAAUUAUCAUCAAAUACAUCUGAUCGUCAUCGAUCUAUUUAUGAAACAAUACCAACAAAUUAUGUUAAUAAUGUUUUACAAAAUAUACAAACAAUAUAUGGUACAACAAGUCGAUCAAAUUUACGAUCAACAUAUUCUAUACAAUCAAAAUCACAAGAAAAUAAUUUUAAUCAUUUUUCUCCAAUGUCAACUGCACCUGCUAAUUUAUUUCCAACAAAAACAUAUAAAAAUAUAACAGAUGAUGCAUCAUUAAGUUUUGAUCCAUUAGCACCAUCAAAAGAGAAAAUUUUAUAUCCAAAUAUUCCAUCAUCAUCAUCAUCAGCAGCAGCAGCAGCAGCAUCAGCAGCAUCACAGACAAAUGAAUCAAAUUUAAUUGAUUUUAAUUAA